Messenger RNA from Phyllostomus discolor (pale spear-nosed bat), 3056 nucleotides. RefSeq names its product neurensin 2 (gene NRSN2). The transcript is spliced from 3 exons. The record is from RefSeq and is a predicted model, not a curated record. Lineage: Eukaryota; Metazoa; Chordata; Mammalia; Chiroptera; Phyllostomidae. Bases 1018 to 1629 code for a protein of 203 amino acids. Gene Ontology annotation, cellular component: transport vesicle; neuron projection; neuronal cell body. Gene Ontology annotation, biological process: nervous system development.
AUUGAGCUGCCUACUCAAUGCCAAGCCCUAUGUGAGGCUCGGUAUACAACGAUGAACAAAGAGGAUGUGCAGAGCUCAUUCAUCCCCAUGUCCCAGCCCCUAGCAGGAAGGGGGGCAGAAUGGAUGGUCAAGACGUGAAGACAUGUUUGUGCAGGGGCACCUGAGGAAGCCCAGAGAGGUGCACUGACUUCCCCAAGGCCACACAGCAAACGUGGGACAAAACCAAGGUUGUAGGCACCUGACAAGGACUCUCCAACGAGAGGGACCAUAGGCACACAUCGCCCAGGGUGGAACCAGGGGUAGGUUGGGAGAGACACCAAGGGAGCCUGUCUCAUCCGCUCCUUCCUGAGGGAAGAAAUCUUCUAUUCCAACACCUCCACCCCAAUCCCAACUCCCUUCUCAAGAUGGGGGAGGGGGCUGAUCCUUAGCAAGGGGUAGAGGCUCAAAGAGGAAAAAAGAAUGGAGAGAGGAUGGGGGAUUCAAUGAGAGGGUGGGGUCCUCAGUAAGAGAUAAGGGCCCUUGUAGGGACUCAGUGAGAUAGGUGAGGCUCAGUGAUGGGUGGGGGCCCAGAGAGAAGGUGGGGAUGAAGUCUAUGAAGAGGGUGGGGGCUCAGGAGGAGAUGGACAUUUGUAUACUGGGGUGAGGGCUCCAUGAGGGGAAUGAGACCUGGAGGGGGGCGCGGAGGGUACAGUGAGGAGAUGAAGGCUCCCUGAGGGAAGGGUCUUCAGUGAGAGGGAGUGCUUCGAGAUUCGGGUGAGGAGUUUGAGGGGGCUGCAUGAGGCCUGUGGUCCAGGGAGGUUGUGGGGUCUGUGCGAGGGGCCUGGAGACUCAGACAGAGAACGGAACUCUGGAAGGGGACAGGGCUCGCGAUCCUGCAGGGGUCCGCAAUCUGCAGAGCUACUCCUUGGGGGGGCCCUUCCACUCCCGACUGCGGCGCAGGCGCGACCGAACCGGCUUUUGCUCUGCUCGCGCUCCUGCUCCCGCUCAGCUGAGACCGCAGGCGGAGAGGAAUCCAAGAUGCCAAGCUAUGACCGUUCCUGUGGAUGUAGCCGGGGCCCCAACGUGGAAGACGGCAAGUGGUAUGGGGUCCGUUCCUAUUUGCACCUCUUCUACGAGGACUGUGCAGGUACCGCCCUCAGCGAUGACCCCGAGGGGCCUCCUGUUCUGUGUCCCCGUCGACCCUGGCCCUCACUGUGCUGGAAGAUCAGCCUGUCCUCGGGUACCCUGCUUCUGCUGCUGGGUGUGGCAGCCCUGACCACAGGCUAUGCGGUGCCCCCGAAGCUGGAGGGUAUCGGAGAGGGCGAGUUCCUGGUGCUGGAUCAGCGGGCAGCCGACUACAACCAGGCUCUAGGCACGUGCCGCCUGGCAGGCACAGCGCUCUGCGUGGCGGCCGGCGUCCUGCUGGCCAUCUGCCUGUUCUGGGCCAUGACCGGCUGGCUGAGCCAGGACAGCAAGGCAGAAGCCUUGGACACGGAAGCUGACAGCCACGUGGAGGUCUUCGGAGACGAGUCGGAGCAGCAGCUGUCUCCCAUCUUCCGCGAUGUCGGUGGCCAGGCUUGGUUCUCGCCGCCUGCCAGCCCCUUUGGGAAAUCCUCUGUGCAGACCAUCCAGCCCAAGUGGGACUCCUGAGCUGUCCACACGGCCAAAGGAGGCACCGGGCCCAGAGUCUGGACCCUUCCUCCUCCCACCACACCCCACCCUCCCAUUGUCUCCUUAACUUCUCCCUGUCAGCAGGGACCCCCCUUUCUACGCUGCCAGAAGGCUCAACUCCAGGUCAGAAAGCCUGGAGCUCACAUCCUCAUGCCCAUUCCCAGGGAAUAGGGCCCCAGCCCGUUCCAGAUGCCAAUCUUCCCCAAGUCCACUCAAAACUUCCCAGCCACCCUCCUUCCCCAGUCCCUUCAGGGGCAGGAAGCGUCUCCCCCAACCUGUCCUUACCCUUUCCUCUCUGGGACCUUGGCCAAACCCCUACCCUUUCGAACCACAUUCCUGCUUCUGUGUUAUAAGGGGUUUGGACCAGAUUCUUGAGUUCUAUGACUUUCCUAUUCUCCCUUGAUGUAAGUGUUACCCUCUAUAGGCAAAAAUGGGUGGGGUGGCAGGGUCAUUCUCUUCCCUUGACCCCCACCCUCUGUCAGCUGCACCAGGAUGCCUCAGGACGAGUCAAAGAUGCUCACUGGGCUUCCUGUCCAGGAUGGCACAAAACCAUUUAGCCCCUAGGGUAUGUUUUCUUCAUGCAUUUUGCCAUCUGGGCCCCUCUGUCCUCCCCAUGCUGGGCUAGCACUAGCCCCAGUGCACAGAUGAGGCGGCUGGCCGAGGCUGGCAGUCUGCAGGAACAGCGACUCACAUCUGGUGACUCCUCCUGGGCCAGCUUUUAAAAAAAAUUAUUUUUAUUUUUAUUUAUUGAUUUGAGAGAGAGAGGAAAGGAGAGAAUCAUUGAUUUGCUGUUCCACUUAUUUAUGCAUUCAUUGAUUGAUUCUUGUAUGUGCCCUGAUCACAGACAGAACCCACAACUCUGGCGUAUUGGGACAAGGAUCUAACGGUCCAACCAGCCAAGCUGCCCUCCCAGGGCUGGGCCAGCUCUUGUUCUGCAGCUGAAGCAGGGCCCUGCACCUUCCUGGCUUUCACAGGACCCGCAGGGGCUGAGGCCAGGCUUGGCCUAGGGAGACUAGCUGGAAGCCUGAUGAUCCCAAGUGGCUCAGAAAAUACUUUGAGCAUGUACUUAAAUGGUCUCUAUGAGCUAGGAAAGCAGACCUAGGAUGGCUUUGUCCCUCCAAGUACCCCCAUCCAGAAACAAUCACCCACAGGUGACGCAUGAGCCUCAUCCUCUACCACUAGGGGGCGCUCCAAGAUAGCGGAAAAGAGCUGUCCAUGCCACACCCCUACUCCCGGGCUCAGUGUCUCCCCAGCCUUGAGGGGCUUCUUUGGGUGGGGCGGGCGGGUGUCCCUGGGUCCUCUCCCACCAGGCAGGCCCUACUGCCCUUGUGCCCCAGGGCACCUCCCCAUUCCUCACCUCUUCCAUCCCACCUUCCCAUUCAAUAAACAGCUGGGGUGGAUACUGA